GAAUUUAAAGUUUAGAACUAAAAGAAGAGAGCGGAGAAAUGAAGAAGCUGAAUUGGGUUAGCAGUUAGGGCAAGGAAUCGGAAUCUCAACGCUUCCAAUGGCGGACUCUUCUCAGAAACCUUAUUCACAAACCAUCCUUCACCGCCUAUUCUUUCAGCCGCGGAAAAAUUGUUUUCUCAACCCUGCAAGUUGGAAAGAAAAUGGAAGUAGAUGAGAGAAUGCUGGGCGAACUCGAAGCGAUGGGAUUCUCCAAGGCACUGGCCGCAAAGGCACUUACUUCUUCUGGUAAUUCAAGUAUUGAGGAUGCUAUUAAUUGGCUUGUUGAUCAUGGGGAUGAUGCACCUACAAGUGAACCUUCACCGGGGCCUGAGGUUCUCGAAAACAUAGUCAUUGAAGCAUUUCUCCCCAUUCAGAUUUCUGAACAAGUUAAGUUGAGAGCGCAAGAGCUGAGGGGUCAAGCACGUAAAAGGAGAGCAGAGCAAGAUGCAAGACUAGAUAGAGAAAGGGAGAAGGAAAGAAUUCGAACAGGGAAAGAACUGUUAGAGGCUAAGAGGAUGGCGGAAGAAAGUGAAAGGAAAAGGCUUCUAUCACAACGAAAAGCAGAUAAAGAGGAAGAGAAAAGAGCACGCGAAAGAAUUCGUCAAAAACUGCAGCAGGACAAGUUAGAAAGACGCCGAAUGCUGGGAUUGCCUAUGGAGACUCCUGCAUCAGUGAAUACUGAAUUGCCACAACAAACAAAUAACCCAGAGCUAGUUGAUCCUGCUGCUUUGCCCGAAACGCCUGCGUCAGCAAGAGAGUCCAUGAGAGAAUGUUUAAGAACUCUUAAACGUCAAAAUAAGGAUGACAAUACCCGAGCUAUGAGAGCAUUUCAAACUCUCUUGAUUUAUGUUAAAAACGUCUUCAAGGAUCCUGACGAAGAGAAGUUCAGAAAGAUCCGCAUCAGCAAUCCUGCAUUCCAGGAGAGAGUCGGAAGAUUCGAGGAAGGUGUGAAGUUUCUUGAGCUCUGUGGGUUUGAGAGAGUUGAGGGAGAUAACUUUCUGUACAUGGCUCGAGAAAGAGUUGACAGCAGCUUGUUGAAGUCUGCUGCGGCAGAGUUGCAUAAUGCAUUGACAAAUCCUUUCUUUGGACUCUUCUCAGCAUAACUUGGCCUUGAAUCUAUUUGAUACUAGUACUAGUAAUAUUGAUUUGAGAAAAUGCAUGUGGAAUUUGAAUCUCGAAUUUUAAGUACUUCAAAAUAAUGGAGGGAUGGAUGAAAAUGAAACCAAAUGUCUGAUAUCGUGUUUUCAGAAUAAGUAUCAACUUUUACACUCUUCCACUUCCAGAAUGGAAGAAAUAUACAAACUUGUUUCUGUUUGAGAGAAUAGAAAUAUACACAAACUUUGGUAACAAUCUAC
This is a messenger RNA of Salvia hispanica, 1394 nucleotides long. RefSeq lists its product as uncharacterized. The record is from RefSeq and is a predicted model, not a curated record. Gene Ontology annotation, molecular function: protein binding. NCBI's taxonomy places the organism in Eukaryota, Viridiplantae, Streptophyta, Magnoliopsida, Lamiales, Lamiaceae.